Molecule: messenger RNA, 216 nt
Organism: Paramecium octaurelia
Lineage: Eukaryota; Ciliophora; Oligohymenophorea; Peniculida; Parameciidae
Source: the annotation of a GenBank genome assembly
AAUGAAUAACUAAUUAAGAUUGAGAAAAUUUAUGAAUGAAUUACUACUAGAUUAAAUUCCCAAACUUGUUGAUAUGUUGAGAUCUUUGGAGGAAUUAUCCCUUAUGCAAGUACAGGCAUAGAGUAAAAAUACUAUAGUUGUUCAAUAAUUGCCAGGAUUACGUUUGGCAAUAUGCAAAUAUAAGAAUUGAAGUUCAAUUUCUAAAAAGUAAAAGUA